ACCUCCCUGCCGUGGUUUUGGUUCCUUCACAAAAUGAGUGAUAACCUUAACGAUAAGGGUAAAGUUGAAUUUUAUGCUUUACUAGCUAAAUACAAUGCCAAACCUUCUCCAGGAGGAGAAGAAUGGGCACAAAGUAAUUGGUUUAAUUUGGAUAAUGUGGUUGAUAGAAUAUGUUCUUUACAACAUGGUACAAGAUUUAAACUGGGCAGAAAUAAAACCAUCUUAUGCUCAGUUUUGGGAGCUUGUCUUACGGCAGCUGUAGAAACUCGCUUCCAGCGAAGAAGUGAGCAAGAAACAAUAAUAGACUCCCUUCAAAAUUUGGUUGAAAUUUUACAAAAACAAUUACAUGAAGAAAGGAAUGAAAAACAUUCAUUGAGAAAUGAGAACUGUGCAUUGAGAGCUGCCUUAAAAGAGGAACACGUUAACAAGUCACAUAAUGCUGAUUCCUCUGUAAAUCCCGAGGAAAAGGAAACUCCUCGCAUUAACCAAAUUUAUCCUCACAAAGAACUUGAGGCAGUAAAUAAUAAUGGGGAACAUUGCUGCUCUCAUUUAAGACCCUUAAUUAAAACAGAAUAUAACUAUCUCAGUGAUGAUGAUCUUGAGCCCCACAUCACAACCAAACACAUACCAUACACUGCCACCGAGUUAGCUAAGCUUAAAAAAGAAUACGGACGCCACCCACACGAAUCAGAAACAGAAUAUGUUUUCCAGGUGUCCUUCACUGGUGGCAAUCAAAUUAAAUUAACUGAACAAGAAGCCAGUAGGUACUGGGGACACGGUGUCUUCUUAACAACAGGAGAUAAACAUGACUCGUGGUCCCUGACACAAUGUGUGGCUUUUUGGGCUGGGAGAACAAGCCCCUUGGAAAGGGGAGAUCCUAUAGCUAUAAUUAGCACCCCUGACCAACUCCUAGAAAGUGUGUCCAAAGCCACUUGUCUGCAAAUGAUUCAUGGAAAGAAAUUAAUUCCUGGCUUUGAAUUCCCGAUGCAAUUACCUGUGAAGCCUGAAAUAAUGACCCCUUUAAUUUGUGGGCUUCCAGAAACACUCAAACCUACUGCCAUAGCCUUACAGAAAACUACACCAUCUGUAUCUCCUGUAGAAAGACCAGACAGAUUUCCUACUAACCAGAAGAACUCAUUAGUUGCCCUUUAUAACUUGCUGAGGAAAGGAGUAAAAUGGGAUUGGACUUCUUCUCAGGAAAAAGCAUUGCAAUUGCUGAUUUUUGAAGUAACAGCUCAUCAAGCUCUGGGUCUCGUUCAUCCUACAGACCCCUUUCAGGUAGAAUGGGGAUUUGCUGUCUCAGGAUUGUCACUACACACACGGCAGUGGGGACCCAAGGGUCCAACACGGCCCGUUGGUUUCUAUUCCCGUGGUUUCAGAGAUGCUGAAAAAAGGUACACUACCUGGGAAAAGGGAUUGUUUGUAGUCAGCCUAGCCCUUAUUGAAGUAGAAAAGAUCACACGUCAACAACCUAUUAUACUAAGAGGACCCUUCAAGGUUAUCAAGACAGUCAUCAAUGGGACCCCCCCUCCUGACGGGGUGGCCCAGAGGGCCUCGGUAAGAAAGUGGUAUGCUCAGAUUGAACAUUACUGUAACAUCUUUACAAUAACAGAAGGAGCUGUGAAAAAUUUGGCAAUACAAGAAACUGAGAGCUUGGAUAGCAGCCAGGACAAACCUGCCUCUGUAAGCAAAGUGGCCCCUCCUUUCUGCCCUGAACAAUCAGCAAACUCUUGGUUCACUGAUGCCUCUGCUAAACGAGAAGGGAAGGUGUGGACAUACAGGGCAGCAGCCCCCCACAUUUCCUCUGGUGAACUAAUUAAUGAGGGAGAAAGCAGUUCUCAGGUCAAGGAGCUGAGAGCUGUCUGGAGUGUUUUCCAACAAGAAGCACAGAAUGCCUCUCUUGUCUGUCUCUACACUGACUCCUAUGCUGUGCAUCAAAUGAUCCUGAUAAUCCAGCACAUUACCCUGGCCAACCUGUUCUGGUGGACAUCCCUUACUAUAGGGCUGGUACCACUUGUGCUAAAACCCCCUCUGAAUAAAUGUGCAUGGAAAGCCUCUGGUGCUCUAGGGAAAGAGCAUUGGAUAAAUACAUGCAGGAUAAUUCCAUCAUUCUAACCUCUUCUGCCUCUCGCUGGCAGGAUUCUGUUGUGUUUACUUUUACAGAAGAACUCCGAGGGACAUGAAGACCACCUAAUUCAUGAUAAAACUGGUAAUACUGUCCUGCAUCCUACCACAACCCCAUGGCCAGAAACCAGCUGAGUGGUUGCGGUCUGAAAUAAUUGUGGUAGUAUGCAGAAAAAGUGAAAAGAUCUCUUUAAGCACAAAAAGGUUUGUAUGCACCGAAGCGUACAGGAUUGUUGACACAAUUUCACAUUAACACAAACUGCAGAAGUAGCUUGUCUUUGGUCCAAAAAUACUGAAGCGCUUUCUUUUAAGUUUAAAGUAUUGAUUUAAAUACUGGGGAGAACUUGAUGUUAAUGUUGUGAUACCU
Molecule: messenger RNA, 2491 nt
Organism: Taeniopygia guttata (zebra finch)
Lineage: Eukaryota; Metazoa; Chordata; Aves; Passeriformes; Estrildidae
Source: RefSeq, a predicted model, not a curated record